Messenger RNA from Monodelphis domestica (gray short-tailed opossum), 12374 nucleotides. It is a transcript of the gene BRWD3, whose product is annotated as bromodomain and WD repeat domain containing 3. Gene Ontology annotation, molecular function: protein binding. The record is from RefSeq and is a predicted model, not a curated record. Gene Ontology annotation, biological process: cytoskeleton organization; regulation of transcription by RNA polymerase II; regulation of cell shape. NCBI's taxonomy places the organism in Eukaryota, Metazoa, Chordata, Mammalia, Didelphimorphia, Didelphidae. Gene Ontology annotation, cellular component: nucleus.
UACACCAUAGAGACGGCAUCAACAUUGUUUAUUCGCCGGCCUUCUCAGAGGGUGGCGGAGGCACUUCGUCCGGCGGAAAGAGGCGGCUCGUAGCUGGGCUCGGACGCCCCCUGUAGUCGACUUCUGGAGUUGCGGCGGCGCCCUUCCCACCGCCGCAGCUAUCCCCCUCCCUUCCUGCUCCUCCCUCCCACUCCCCGCCCGACCGCCCGCCAGCCUGGUAGCCUGCCGGCCGGCCUCCCUCCCUCUCACUCAGUCUCUCUGCCUCCCUCUCUUGCCUCCUUCUCUCUCUCUCCUCUCUCUCUCUCUCGCUCUCUCUCUCUCUCUCUCUACCCUCUCUCUCUCUCCCCCCCACCUCUUUCCCCACUCUCUCUCCCUCCCUCUCCUCUCCUCCCCCGCCCUCUUCACACCGCUCCGCUCCUCCCUCUUCGGCUCUCUCCUUCCUUCUCCGCCUCCUCAGCGCUCGGGCUAGAAUAUCUAUGGGGCGAAACGUGAUGCGAUGAAUCUGAGAGAGACCGAAACUGGGACGCGGAACGCGGCGGAAGCGGCGAGACGCCGGGGCCGGGUCAUGGGGGCUUCACCACAAUAGAGGCGCCCCCUCCCCCCUCAGAGCGAAGUCCCCCAAAUUUUCUGGUCACAGGAUGGCGGCGGAGGCAGCGGCCCCGUCUCAGAUCGAAGCCGAACUGUAUUACCUGAUCGCCAGGUUCCUGCAGUCCGGACCUUGCAAUAAAUCUGCUCAGGUGCUAGUGGAGGAGCUGGAGGAGCACCAGCUGAUCCCGAGGCGCCUGGAUUGGGAGGGGAAAGAGCAUCAAAGAAGCUUUGAAGAUCUGGUAUCAGCCAAUGCACACAUUCCUCCAGACUACCUCCUUAAAAUUUGUCAGCGGAUUGGUCCACUUUUGGACAGAGAGAUACCUCAGAGUGUUCCUGGGGUACAGACUUUACUAGGUGUUGGCCGGCAGUCUUUACUGAGGGCAGCGAAAGACUGUAGGAGUGCACUAUGGAAUGGCUCAGCUUUUGCAGCUCUCCACCGAGGCCGACCUCCAGAGCUACCUGCAGACUACUUGAGAGCACCGAAUGUUGUAAUGAUCACUUCUGCCAGACAGUUAACUGGAUGUGGUCGCUUCAGCCAUAUAUUCCCUUCAUCUUCUUAUCAACAAAUGAAGAUGCACAAGAGAAUUCUGGGUCACUUAUCAUCUGUCUACUGUGUAGCAUUUGAUCGAAGUGGGAGAAGAAUUUUCACAGGCUCAGAUGAUUGUUUGGUAAAAAUCUGGGCUACUGAUGAUGGGCGCCUCCUUUCUACACUACGAGGACAUUCUGCCGAAAUUUCUGACAUGGCUGUGAACUAUGAAAACACACUUCUUGCUGCUGGCAGCUGUGAUAAAGUUGUCAGAGUUUGGUGUCUCCGUACCUGUGCACCAGUUGCUGUCCUUCAGGGGCAUUCAGCUUCUAUUACUUCUAUACAGUUUUGCCCAGCAAGGAAAGGAACAACUCGUUACCUCACUUCAACUGGUGCUGAUGGAACGAUUUGCUUCUGGCAGUGGCAUGUGAACACACUGAAAUUCAAGGAUCGCCCACUGAAAUUUACUGAGAGAUCUAGACCUGGAGUUCAGAUUUCUUGCUCAUCUUUUAGUUCUGGUGGCAUGUUCAUUGUUACAGGUAGCACUGACCAUGUGAUUAGAAUAUAUUACUUGGGAUCAGAGUCCCCUGAAAAAAUUGCUGAGUUAGAGUCACAUACGGACAAAGUUGUCGCAGUUCAGUUUUGUAACAAUGGAGACAGCUUGAGAUUUGUCAGUGGAAGUCGAGAUGGAACUGCAAAAAUUUGGCAGUAUCAGCAACAAGAAUGGAAGAAUAUAGUGCUUGACAUGACCACAAAAGCAACAGGGCACAACUUAACAGGUGAAGACAAAGUAAUGAAACUGAAGGUAACCAUGGUGGCUUGGGACCGUUAUGAUACCACCGUUAUUACGGCAGUGAACAAUUUCCUUUUGAAAGUCUGGAAUUCCAGCACAGGGCAGCUUCUUCAUAAUCUAACUGGACAUGAUGAUGAAGUGUUCGUUUUGGAAGCACAUCCAUUUGACCAAAGGAUCAUGCUUUCUGCAGGACAUGAUGGGAACAUUUUUAUUUGGGACCUUGAACGAGGAACCAAAAUUCGAAAUUACUUUAACAUGAUUGAGGGCCAAGGCCAUGGUGCUGUGUUUGAUUGCAAGUUCUCACCAGAUGGGCAACAUUUUGCCUGUACAGAUUCUCAUGGACAUUUGCUACUGUUUGGUUUUGGAUGCAAUAAAGACUAUGAGAAGAUUCCAGAUCAGAUGUUUUUCCAUACUGAUUAUCGACCCCUUAUUCGGGAUGCUAACAACUAUGUACUAGAUGAACAGACUCAACAAGCCCCUCAUUUGAUGCCUCCCCCAUUCUUGGUGGAUGUGGAUGGCAAUCCUCAUCCUACACACUUCCAAAGGCUGGUACCAGGACGGGAACAUUGUAAGGAUCAGCAACUCAUACCACAACUGGGAUAUGUUGCGAACGGUGAUGGUGAAGUGAUAGAACAAGUGAUUGGUCAACAAACCAUAGAUCAAGAUGGACAUGUUCUUGAUGGAAUGAUCAGGGAACUGCAGAGAGAGCAGGACUUAAGACUGUUUAAUGAAGAAGGAAAUUCAUUUAUUCAUAGACCAUAUUCUCUUAAUGGAGUUCUGCGAAGUCCAAAUAUGGAUCUGGCUCCUUCAGCUAGUGGAUUCCGACCCAGUAGCCAGGCUCAUAGUUCCUCUCGAAGUCAAAUGGCCAUCCAGAGAGAUUUCAUGUGGAGCCGAAGAGUGGUGGUCAAUGAACUAAAUCCCGGUAUUAGUCGGGUACAAGAAGAGUUGCGGACUGCAAAAGGUGACAUAGAAAUUAAUCUUUAUAGUUUUGAGAAGAAAAGGAAGCCAUCUCAUGCCAUCCAAAGGAGUGAUUUUCAACCUGGUAGUGGACGUUCUUUACGAAGAACACAGAGGAAGCGCCAACAUGCUUACCAAACUCGCUCCACAAUAGAGCAUAAUCCACAAGUACCAACUCAUAAUGCAGUUGCCCAGGAAGAAUCUGAAAGCUCCUCAGAGGAGGAGGAAACUGGAGGCACUAGUGAAGCAUCUGGAGAUGAUGUUGUAGCUGAGUGGCAAAUGGAAAGCUCUUCCAGUGAUUCAUCCAGUGAUUAUUCCGAUUGGACAGCAGAUGCCGGAAUUAAUCUACAGCCUCCAAAAAGACAAACCAGACAGACAACACGGAAAAUAUGUAUCAGCUCUGAGGAAGAGAAUUUGAAGGAUACUAAAUCACUGGAAGAAAAGAAAAAUAAACCAAAACAGACAAGAAAAAAGAAACCUAGUGCACUGCCUGCCGUAACAGGUGAACCCAGUGAAGAGUGGCUUGCACCCCAAUGGAUUUUAGACACCAUCCCGCGCCGUUCCCCAUUAGUUCCACAAAUGGGAGAUGAGCUUAUAUAUUUUAGGCAAGGCCAUGAAGCUUAUGUACGGGCUGUAAGAAAAGCAAAAAUAUACAGUAUUAAUUUACAGAAACAACCAUGGAACAAAAUGGACCUCAGGGAACAAGAAUUUGUGAAGACUGUGGGAAUCAAGUAUGAAAUUGGACCACCUACGCUUUGCUGCUUGAAGCUCGCAUUUCUGGAUCCCAUAUCAGGCAAAAUGACUGGAGAGUCUUUUUCCAUUAAGUACCAUGAUAUGCCAGAUGUCAUUGACUUCCUUGUUCUCCAUCAGUUUUAUAAUGAAGCCAAAGAAAGGAACUGGCAGACUGGUGACAGAUUUCGCAGUAUAAUAGAUGAUGCCUGGUGGUUCGGAACUGUGGAGAGUCAACAACCUUUCCAGCCAGAGUAUCCUGAUAGUUCUUUCCAGUGUUAUAGUGUUCAUUGGGACAAUAACGAGAGAGAAAAGAUGAGCCCUUGGGACAUGGAACCAAUUCCAGAAGGAACUGCCUUGCCAGAUGAAGUUGGUGCUGGUGUCCCUGUAUCUCAGGAAGAACUGACUUCUCUGCUCUACAGGCCCCAAGAAGGAGAAUGGGGGGCUCAUUCUAGGGAUGAGGAGUGUGAAAGGAUUAUUCAAGGCAUCGAUCAUCUUCUUACCCUGGAUUUCGCUAGCCCUUUUGCAGUUCCAGUGGACCUUAGUGCCUACCCCUUGUAUUGCACUGUAGUUGCUUAUCCAACUGACCUCAACACAAUUAGACGGAGACUUGAAAACCGGUUUUAUAGGAGAAUAUCAGCAUUGAUGUGGGAGGUACGAUAUAUUGAGCACAAUGCUAGAACUUUCAAUGAGCCCAACAGCCCUAUAGUUAAAGCAGCCAAAGUUGUAACUGAUGUUUUGCUUCGCUUUAUCGGUGAUCAGAGCUGUACCGAUAUUCUGUCUACAUAUAAUAAAGUUAAGGCAGAAGAUUUGAUAAGUACUGAGGAAGAUGGGGACCAGGAUGUUAGCAAUGAGGUGGUAGAAACACCAGAUUUAGAUUCUGAUGGGCCUGGAACAUCCUCUGGAAUAACAGUAAGAUGCCCAUCCAAAACUUCCAUCCAAGCAACUCCUGUUGAAUGGGUAAAACAGUGUAAAGAACUUUUGAGCCUCAUUUAUGAACGUGAAGACUCUGAGCCCUUUCGACAACCAGUUGAUCAUUUGUCUUAUCCGGAUUAUCAAGAUAUUAUAGACACUCCUAUGGACUUCAGCACUGUGAAAGAAACUUUGGAAGCAGGAAACUAUGCCAGUCCUUUGGAAUUUUAUAAGGAUGUUCGCCUAAUAUUCACCAACUCAAAAGCUUAUACUCCUAAUAAAAAGUCAAGGAUCUACAGCAUGACUCUUCGCUUAUCUGCCUUAUUUGAAAAUCAUAUUAAAAAUAUAAUCUCUGAUUAUAAAUCUACCAUCCAGUGUCAGAAGAGGAAACAGCCCCCAUACAGAAAACGCCUCCAGAGCAGCAGUAGUUCACCAACUAGUAGCAGAGCAUCAAGUCCAAAAGGAAAACGGAAACAACUGAAGACCAAUUCUCCAACUGACCAAAAUACCUCACUGCCUUUGACCUGGACUAGCUCUUCUGUCUCAUCUCAUGUGCAUUCUCUUGAAAUUGAAGUUUCAGAACCUGGUGACGAUCCUGUUAAAUAUACAGUUAAUGAAGCCAUUGAAGGACAAAGUUCAUCUGCGAGUUCAAACAUCCAAAACCAAAAUGGAAAUAGUAGUGAUUCAAGGAGAAGUACAUCGUCCCGGGGUAAAGUUAUAUCAGCUCAAAAAGAUCAGUUCCUCAAUGAGCCUCUUACAAAUGGGAAUGGAAACGGAAAAGAGCACCGGAAAGGAGUGAAGAGAAAAUUACUUACUAUAUCAGAUGAUGAAAGCUUGGAUGAAGGAGAGAGAGAGAGAAAAGGUACAAAAGAAAAAACCUGUUUGUCGUCAUCAGAGAGUGGGGAGUCUAGUUCAAGUUCCGAAAGUUCAUGUUGCUCUGAUUCAGACUCUGAUUCAAGUUCCAGAACAGACCGGGAUUAUGUAGAGGGAGACCAUGACUACAGCAAAGUCAUUCACACUAGACCUAAAAGGAAGAUCAGGAAGGACCUUGCUGGUGGAAAAAGACCUUGGAAGACCAGAGGAGCUGGCGGAAGAGGCAGAUGGGGCAGAUGGGGCAGAUGGAGCCGAGGAGGAAGAGGGAGAGGAAGCAGAGGUCGUGGGAGUAGGGGAAGAGGAAAUGGAACGAGAGGAAGAGGGAGAGGGAGAGGAGGACGAGGAACAUCUAGAGGAAGCUCUCGAGCCAAACGUGCCCGCCUUGCAGAUGAAGAAUUUGACAACAUGUUUGCAGGUCGCUUCAGUAGACUGCCCCGAAUUAAGACAAGAAACCAAGGCAGGAGAACAGUUUUGUAUAAUGAUGAUUCUGACAAUGACAGCUUUGUUCCCACUGAAGAUCCAUUGAAUCUUGGUACAUCCAGAUCAGGCAGAGUACGUAAGAUGACCGAGAAGGCCCGGGUUAGUCAUCUCAUGGGAUGGAAUUAUUAACGCCUGGACAUUUUAAAAAGAAUUUUUAAAAAUCAGAUCCCAAUGGCCUUCUAUUACAGGGAACUUACCAGGCAAACUACCGAGCAAAUUGUGUGGGGACUUUCUGCUUCUUUCCAGUGGUGCUUUUUCAUUAUGCCAGUAUAUGUUUGUUUCGAGACUCGAGCUCUCCACACUUCAAUUUUCCCUGCAAGCCUUACUCAUUAGGCCUUAAAUUAAAUAAAUUCUGCUCCCCCCACACACUACAUAUUUACUAUGUUAAAGGAGCUUCCAGCUUCUUGACAGUAGCAUGACAUUUUUAUCACAAAAAGGAAAUCGCCCUUUUUUUGGUUUUGUAUUAUAGAAAUUACAGCACCUUCUUACAGAGUUUUUAUAUAGUUUUUUUUGCCAUUUUGAUUCCUAUACACAGUAAUAAUGAUAACUUUUGCACAAUACACCAAUCCUAAAGGCAGCUAUAAAAUGUUUACAGUUUCUAUAUUGUAAGAAGGAUCUGGAUUAUUUUAAUCAUCCCAGGCCAAACUUUCACAAAUUGUACUGAGCUGAAGUAUAUUUAUACAACAGGUUUUUGGGGGGUGGGGGGAGGGGACCUGAGCAAGAAAGUGGGGAGCUGGGGGGGUCUCUUGAUAUGCUUUUCAUUGGUUCUUCAUGUUAAAAGGUGAGAAAAGGGUUGGUGCCUUGUAAAUAUGUAGCAAACCUUUGCUGUGGUGUGUCCUGAUGUGUGCAUUAACUUUAUUAAAAAAAAAAACAAUACUUGAGAAGAAUCAAAAUCUAGACAAAAGGUGCCAAAUGCAAAAGUUACUUGCAUCUAUUUUCUUUUUCUUAUAUUUUACUGCAUUAUUAGACAUUGCGCAGCUAAAGGUUAAUGUCUGAAAAAUUCCUCAUCCGCACAGAGUGAGUUCUCUGAAUACAGUAGCUCAGCUACCUCUCACAAUCUACAACUACUGGAAACCUAAAGGAAAUAGAUGCAAUUCUGCAUUACUAAGAAGAAUAGAAUUAGCUAAUCAUUAGAAACGCUUCGCUCACAAAUGAGAAGCCAAAUGGUUGUUUAUAAUCUUAUUGGCUCUGAUUUUAAUAGCAGUAAUUGUCAAAGUUCCGCAAGCCUUGUGUACGCUACCUUAGCUUGUAUUAGAACAUGUUUGUGUAAGUAGUAUAUUGGGCUGUUGUUUCUAUGUCUCUGCUACUACUUACUUUUUAACAGAUGUGGGUUGUUUGGUUUUUAUUUGAAUCUUGAAACUUAACAUCUAGUUUGCGCUGUGAUGUCCUAGCUGGCUAAUAUUUGCGGUCAACUUUUGUAGGUUCUGUUCAUACUAUUAAAAAAGGGCUCUUCUGUUACAGUCUUUUGGAAAAGAACCUUGUUGCACUGUAUGCUGAUGUUUUGGAUGAUGACUUUCUGGGACCAGGGGAAAGACUCUCAUGAUUACAGCAGUAGAAUAUAUAUGGUGCCAUAAGAAAGUUUGGGUUAGAAGACUUUGUUUUAUUUCUUGAAUUUGAGACAUUACAUAUUCAUUGAAUAGCAGGUGUUUAGCUCUUGUGAUGGAGUGAAGAAGAUCAUUUCUCACUCAACAGUCCCAUAUUUGUUGGACCUUUCCACUAAUUAUAGGAUCAGCCUUGGAAGAGCUGAUUCCUAAUUCACACUCAACCAUCCUAAAUUACUGCUUAAGCUAAAUACAACUCCAUGCUUUCGGAUGAUAUAUUUUUUGGUAAUUCCAUCAAGAGCAAAGGAAGGAUUUUACUUACACACACACACACACACACACACACACACACACACACACACACACACACACUUGAGGCAAAUGAUGUGGAGGAGGGUAUCUUGGACUGACAUCAUUGAGCCAUUUUCAUUUCAUUAUACAAAUGAUGGAUGGGCUUAACAAAAGUGUUAUUGUGAGAUGUUAAUGGCACUGACUUAGCUUCUUGGUACAGUAAAUAUCACUGAUAACUUUUUGUUGUAGUCUUUUUCCUCACUAAACCCAAACUCCAUUCUAGGUACAAUUUCACUGCCACAUUUUAAUCAUGGUAUAAAUUCAAGCAUCAGUUUGCUCUGUUGAGUCUCCACGUUGAUUUUUGCCUAUGUGCAUCAUUUCAUUCACUCCUCUUUUGUGUACUUAGAAGUGCUUCUGUUUGUAUUUUCUUGGACCCUACACUGAGCAGUGCAACAUGGAUACUUCAGUUAGCAUGCACACUCCAAUAUGUACCAUCAUAGAUACUUAGCAUAAAUUCCUUUUUGACAUUCCUCUAUUAAAAUAAUAGUAAAAGAACUGCCAUUUAUGUAAUCUUAACUAGCUUAAGCAUUAUUUAUUUAUAUGAAAAAGAGAAAUCACAUUUAUUCCCCAAGUCAUUCUUCUAGGUGUAAGAUCAUUUGAGUAAGGUUAACUGUGUAUUUCUUUGAAGAGUUUAUUUUAUGUCUCUUGAAAUACUGUGAAGCUAAUAGUGAAGCAGCAUUUGGCUCUAGUGUGAGUCUUAAUCUUCUGGGUUAGCAUUUUAAGAACAUGACCACAGGUUGUACUGGAGCAGUGCAGUCCUCAUUGAUUGCAAAACAUCCAUUUGCAUGCAGAUUUUUUAUAUGCAUGAAAAUAGCCUAAGUUUGUAUGAGUCUUUUUAUUUUUUUUUGCCAUCUGAACUGUCACUUUCCAUUUUAGGCAUCGUGUUUUUGAAAGCCUCUUCCUUUUGAUGCCAUGUAGAUUUAAAAACUUUCAUUAGAUAUUUUCUUGUUCCCAUUUCCUCAGAGGUCAUUUGUUUAAGCAAGACCUUGGCUGAGGCCUAGGAAAAGUAGAGCAGGAGGUUAAUUGGGAGAGCCUGGUGAGGGAAGAACAUCAUAUUUUUCAUUGCUAGGAAAGACCACUGAUUUUUAGGUCUAUAAAAGUAUUUCUGUACACAUAUCAUGAACUUGGACAUCAUAUGAUAGGCUGAUUUUUAAUGCUUAGUGAAGCUGUUAGCAAGCCUACCGUGUUUCAUCAUAUUAAUGCUUUAAGAGCCUGGCAAUGGGUAUACUGUGUAUAUUUAUAACAAAUUGGUUUGCCUCUUUGGGACUGUGAUGUGUGUUGGGGGGUUUAACUUUUUCAGCAAUAAGAACUUCCCCCCAAACCCCACUAGCCUGCCUGGUGGUUAGCUUCCCCAUUUUUGUGCAUAUUUGCACUUUGCCCGCAUCUUCACAACUUAUUUUAGAUUGAAAAAAUUUUUUCUUUAUUCCCCAAUUAUCCAAUUCUUGCUUCUAUAAUGCUCCUGAUUGACCCCCAGUCAGUCCAGUUUACAUAUGUAUCCAUCUGCCUCUCUGGAGUCUUAAUUUACUGCCUUUUUUAUUUCCCUCUUUCUUUCUCCUCCUUUUUUCCUUCUCUGAAGAUCAUUCAGUUUUAUGUCACUGCUCCUGACCCUUCCAGAAUUCUAGGCUAACUGAAUAUGAUUCAUGCACAACUGUGAGGUCUCAAGCAAAGUAUUCAAAAAUCCAAACUUGCUUUUCCAAUUACUGGAUGUGGUUGUUUUUCUUAAACCUUAUCCUGCUUCUUCCUUUGUCCUUAUUCUUUUUAAAACAUUUUCUCUCUAGGGCUCAUUUACCAUUUAGGCAUCUUUGGUAACUGUAUUGAAAAUAGAUAAUGUGACUAUUCCUGACAUCUUAAAUUCAAGCACUUAGAAGUGCAUUAUUAUGGCUUAAAUGAUAAACAGACUGUACCCAGUUGCUAGUUUUGUAUAUCCUCCCUGAGCAUGAUUUAAUGCAAUUAUAUCAACAGGUGCUUAUUUCAGACUUUUUGCACAAUUUGUAAAACAUCUCAAAUGAAAUAGAAUUACAUCGGUCCUUUGUAUUGGGAUAUUAAGUGGUCACUACCUUAUAGUUUUCUGAUGCAUACUCUAAUUUUAGAAAAGGUUACAUUUUUUAUAUUUAACAUCACUUUUUGAAUGUUAAUCCAAUGAUGUUCUUUGAUACUCAGCACACUGUUAAAACUGUAUGGGAAAUAGAAUCUUGCAACAUCUCUUCAAAGAGGGAUUUGUGUAUCAUGAAGAGAUUUCAUCCCUAUUUUUGCUUUGAAAAUAAUCUUGGAGGUUUUCCACGGCCUUUCACUUUUUAUUUGACAUGAAAGUGAUUUUAUUUGACGCCAAGAAAACAUUUUUCCAGGUGCUACGUUUAUGCCAUGCAAGUGGCACUCAGAUCUCGGUGAUAUUUCUACUUUUAAUUAGUCAUGUUUUUUAAUCAAUCUUUUUUUUUUAAUUAUCUUGGAACUCUCCUGCCCAGUUUCAUAUUUAUUUCCCUUUCUAUGCUAUAAAACUGCUACCUACAUUAGCACAAGUCAGCGGGACUGGCAAUUGUGUAAAUAGAAAUGCUCUACAGCUUAAGAGUUAAAUAAAGUGUGUUUGUUUGCCUAACUAUAUACUCACUUGUUAUUUUAACACUUAUCUUAAACCUACGAAAGGAGACCUUUAUUGAUUAAGAAGAGGAUGAUUCGUACUUUCUAGAAAGCAAAAUUGGUUGCUACCAGAAUCUUUAGAAAAUCUAGAUUGGGAAAUAUUUUUACAAUUGUCUAUAAACAGACAUUAGGCAUAAAGAGGUACUAAAAAUUCUAAUUCUUAACCAAUAGUGUGUGGUGAUGGCAAUCAGCAAAUGACUUUUAUCCUAUAUUUUGUCAUUCUAUUCCUUUUUAAGCCCCUACAUAGUGUUAACAGCAGUGAUCUUCUUCUUUAGGCUCCAUGUUUUGAGAAGGGAAAUGAUUAACCUGAAGUAAUUGAUCAUGAUAUUGUUUGUCGAUAAGGGUCUAGAAAACUCAAAACUCAGUCAAGAAGGCCAAGCUAACAGGACUUCUCUUUAAAAAACAAUGGGUAAAGGAACACUUGGGAAAGUAUAGAGUCGCCACCAGUGAUCUUCUUGGAGGGGGAAAAUACUGGACUAGUUUCACUGCCAAAGUGCACUCUUGCUACUUUAUGCCUUAACUCACGGUUAUGAGGAGAGUGGGUAGCAAAGCAUGAGAAGAUGGCAGGUAACAUUGGCAAUUUUUUUGUGUAGGUCCACAUCAGAUAGAGUAGAAAAAUGUAAUUUCUUGGAGUUUACAUUUUUUAAAUUCUUUUCUCUGCCACGGAAUGUUUUUAAAAUGUUGUUUACCUGAGAGACUUAAGAAGCCUCCUGCUAUCUAAGAGAAUUCUGGGUUUUCUUCAUCUGGGAAACAGUUAACUGCUCAUGUGCAUUGGGUCACUUUUAGUGGUGGGAAAUCUGAUGUUUACACUUGAAAUCUGGGCGGCUCAGUGUGUUAAAUGUCAGCCUGCAAAACUUUGGUCUUAAAAACUUUCUAAGUGUUUUAGACCUCAGAAACUGAGAUGUGUCUGAGACCCUCCUGUGGCUCACAACAAGAUUUUAUAGCUGAGCCACAAAGCCCUGAAAUUUUUGAUUUAUGGCAGAAUUGCCUGCAGUCUCAAACUGUAACAUUUUAAGUGGUGCUUUACUAAAAUGUGUGGGGAGGGCAAAGGGUGGGAAGUUUGUGAUGUUGGGCGGGAUUGGGAGGGAUAGAGGGGGGGUGGGGGUGACCAUGAGCCAGAAGCUGAAGGAGCUAACACUCUGUCAGCUAAUAGGGACUUUUCAGGCUAGUUCCUUCCUUACCUUCUGUGUUUUAGCCAUGUCCUUCCCUCCCAGUGCUCAGAACGUCACUGGCUUCAAGAUUAUUUGGCAGGCCAAGGAUUGGACUGCAUGUUUAUGCAUUUUGCUAUCUGUUGUACAAAAUUCAAGAAAUAAAUUCUUUAAGAAAUGUUGGCAUCACCCAUCUCUUUCUGGCACCCCCAGUGGCCGUGACAAUGAUCUUUGGCUGAUACGAUCGGGAGGGUGGAAAAAAAAAGUUUGCUUUUGUUAGGUUGAAAAAUUCCCUCUGAAACAUUAAAGAAGCAUUUUUCAAACUUCUUCCCUAAGUCUUAAACAUUUUCAUGUAUUAAGUAUUGUUUUCAUUAGAAAAAGUAAUAUAUUCUUUGCAGCAGUAUUGAUUGGAGAAGAUCAGUUUGGGGUUGUUUGUUUGUUUUUGUUUUUGUUGUUUUGUUUUUCCAGUUGAGCUCAGAACAAAGUUAAGUGCUGUCUAACCUCUUACAAUUUUAUGUGUUUCUGACAGUUUAAAAGCAGGCCACCAAAAAUGCACAAAAACAGAUUGAACUAAGACAUUUAGUUUGGGUGUUGAUUUUCAAGGGAUUUUUAUGCCCAUAUAUUUACAGCCUCAAUCUCAGGUCCCUUUAAAUAAAUAUACUUCAGGGAUUUUUAAUGCCACCCAAUGAUGGCAGACCAAAUGUAAUAUUUAUAUGCAAUGAGCUGUUAGUGUUUGUAUUAUAAACAUGUAAAUCUGUAAAUUUGCUGGGGGGGAGUUCACUUAUGUAAUUUGAGAUGUUAUCGUUUUCCAGCUGUGUCUUAAUAAAAAAAGAUAAACUCUU